Messenger RNA from Astrephomene gubernaculifera, 894 nucleotides. NCBI's taxonomy places the organism in Eukaryota, Viridiplantae, Chlorophyta, Chlorophyceae, Chlamydomonadales, Astrephomenaceae. The record is from the annotation of a GenBank genome assembly.
CACAUGGAAAGAAUCAUACUUUGUCACCUGUACUCCUUACUACCUUUCUGGCUGACUUUCUUUUGAACACAAGAACCGACGCAACCUUUAGGUUUCUAACCAAGAUGCGAACGAUGCUUGCCUCAAAGCGGGUAGCGACCAUUGCAGCACCAGCAAUUCUUCAACGAGCGGCAUUCCGCUCCUUUCCCACCCGCACCAUGGCAUUGCGGGCGUCAUCCAGUUCCAUGGCAACUACAGACCAGCAACCGCCUUCUCGGUCACCAUCUUGGGACAUCAAACUCCUGUACGAUGGCGACUGCCCGCUGUGCUUAAAGGAGAUCAACUUCCUUCGCGGGCGCAACGGCCAAGGCAAGGUGCUGUUCGUUGACAUCGCGAGACCGGAUUACGACCCAACGCAGAACGCCGGCAUUACGUUUGAACAGGCCAUGGCCACCAUCCACGGCAUUACAGCACAAGGGCGGGUCUACACGGGCGUGGAGGUGUUCCGGCUUGUGUACGAAGCCGUGGGCUUGGGCUGGGUAUACGCGAUUACCAAGGUUCCUGUCGUACUGGCUGUUGCAAAUAAAGUGUACGACAUUUGGGCCAAGCACCGUACACAACUAACUGGGCGGGAAGCGCUGGAGGUGCUGCUGGAACGGCGACGGUUAGAAGCGGUUGGGAGGGCGUCUUGCCGUACAGCUACGACGGGGGCUGGCGCAACAGGCGGCGAAGGCCAGCAGUCGUCAACUGGAGCGAAGUGUGACUUGUAGGCUUAGAAAGGGGUGUAAGUGGAACGUUUAGUGAAUUAGGCUGAGAGGGGCUGUAAGUGGAACGUAAAGAGAGGGGGUAAUAGGAGGAUAUAGCAUAUAGGAGUGACAGGAGCGCGAAACGCUAUUUGACUGAACGCAACCGGGG